Messenger RNA from Magallana angulata, 5278 nucleotides. RefSeq names its product helicase-like transcription factor. Gene Ontology annotation, molecular function: ATP binding; nucleic acid binding; zinc ion binding. Lineage: Eukaryota; Metazoa; Mollusca; Bivalvia; Ostreida; Ostreidae. The transcript has 30 exons. The record is from RefSeq and is a predicted model, not a curated record. Bases 93 to 4184 code for a protein of 1363 amino acids.
AAAUUUCGCGCGCAACAUCAAAAUACAGCCGAAGGCAAGGAAAGGCGGCCAAAGUUGCAGACGUACAGUCGUACUUUUAAUUUUUACCGAAGAUGGCAAGAACAAAGCAGACAAUGAGAAAUAACUCAAAAAAGAGUAAUUUUCAAAGGGCAACAUUUCAGCCAGCCCGCCAGAGAAAGCGCCCCAGAAAACCGAAAAGGGAGCCAUUAUGGAUGACAGAGAGAGAAGCGAGGUCCCCGUGGUUUUAUCGACAGUAUCAGUAUGAUCCAUGGAACAACUCAGAUUCAGAGUCCGACUCGGAAGGUGAAAUGGGACAUGAUGAUUUGGAUGAUGAAGUUUUAUUUGGGAGUCUCAGGGGAAACAUUGUUGGAAUUCGCUAUUACUCUGGAACUGUCAACAACAAUGAAAUGGUUGCCUUGGAGAGAGAACCACAUAACAAGUAUGACAGGAAUGCCAUCAAAGUGGUCAAUGUUGUACGUCAACAAGUCGGACAUAUCAAGCGGGAACUGGCCUCCGCUCUAGCUCCCAUCAUGGACAGUGGCUGGGUCAGACUUGAGGGAAUAGUUCCAUUUGGGAGCCAGAACCAGUUUAGCAUGCCGGUGGACAUCAGCCUGUGGGGUAAACCAGAACACAAGCAGGGCACCAUUACAAGACUAGAGCGGUCAGGCAUCCUGAUGAAGGUUGCCCCCGACCCCGUGGGUGGGGCUAUUGGGGGACCCAGCACCAGUAUGAUGUAUGGAGUGGUGUCCAACAAGAGAACUUUUCUAACACCAUCAGAGGUUAGAAAUGAACUUGACAAGUUGUUUGAGAGUCUUAAUGAGGGUGACAAAACUACUACAGUGGAACCUGCAGAGGCAAUAUCUAGUACAAUGUACAAGCACCAGAAGCAGGCUCUCCAUUGGAUGAUCAAGAGAGAGAACGGUGACCAGUUGCCGCCAUUCUGGGAGAACAAGAACGGACAGUACUUCAACUCGGUGACCAUCUUCACCACCAAGACAAAGCCAAGGAGUGUCUGUGGAGGAAUUCUUGCUGAUGACAUGGGUCUUGGGAAAACCCUCCAAACAAUUGCUCUGAUUUUGACCAACUUCAAGGAUGGAAAGCCUCUGGCUGUGCCAGUCCCAGGGAAAAUCCGACAGUCCAAGAUAUUACGAAUGCAACAGAAAGCUCAAAGAAUGGAGGAAUACAAGAGCAGUCCAUGUAAGUCUCGAAAGUCAUUUGUCAUCAAAGGAGACCCCAACGAGAUGAUUGAUGAAGGCAAGCCGUGUGUUGGACAGAAGAGGAAGACCCUGGGGAAACUACUGAGAUAUAACAACGCAGUGGACAACCUUUCCUCGGACGAGGAGGAAAUUGAGGACCUUGUGGAGGAAGAGGAGGAGGAAGAGGACUGUGAGGAUGUGAAUGAUGAUAAAAUCAUGUUGAAGAAAGAUGACCCUGAAUUCAAGCUCUCCAAAGACACGUUAAAACAGGAGAAAAUUGUCUCACCCAUUGCCAGUCGGAGACCAAGAAGGAGUGUAAAGAAACCCACAAGAUACACCUACAGCAGUGAUGAUGAGGACCAGGAGAGAGUCGGCAGUCCUAUGAAAAGAGUUAAGAUAGAUCAUGAAGAGAAAGAAAACUUGCAGAAGGUCUCUGUGCCAAGGAAAGGUCAUCAGAGGGGCAAAGGAAAAGGGAAACAACUCUGUAAGCCUGUGACACAGGCUUGUGAAGUGAACAAGCUGAUUGCUGACACUAUUGAGAUAGACUGUGCUAAUGUUGAUGAUGUGUGUAAGAGUCUACAGGAUCAGAGAACAGAAAAAGAGACCCUGGUCACUGAAAGAGGGGACAGUCUUGUGGAACCUAAACUUGACUCAGUCAGUUCAGAAAACAAAGACAGUGCAUGUAACACAGAACCAGUAGGAAUUGUAGGGAAUUUAGAAAGCACAGAUGUUGAACUUAUAGUGCAGAACAGUGAAAGUGAUGCUGUAUCUUGUCCUAAGUGGAUGACAGAAGGAGUGGGGUGUGGACAAGAGAUCCACAAGGGGCACAAGUUCUGCACCAUGUGUGGAUGGAAGAUCAACACCAAUAUCUUUAAAAAUGGUGCCAAAAUGUGUCACAACAAAAUGGAGGAACAAAAAUUUUGUGAAAAUAUUGUUUAUCCUCCCCAGAAGUUUUGUUCUAACUGUGGACACCGGCUGUCAUUUGGAGUGCAAGCGCCGGUUAAUGUUAGCAAUACAAAAGUGCAAUCCUCAUCAGGGGAGAUACUGACAGCAGAAGGAAAUAAACAAGAUGUGACAAAAGAGUCGAUAAGUGCAAUGGAAAACAGCAUGCCAAGUACAAGUUCAUCAAAUCUGAAUCCUUAUGCAAGACCAUUCAUACCUGGAGCUAAAGACAUAAUACCACCAAAACAGAUGACAUCUGCAACAGAUGACCUUCCUGAUCCAGCUCUACCCAGUCUCCCAGCAGAUAGUACAUCGUCGGGGCCGUGCACUGUGGAAGAACUCCCUGAUAUACCUGAUCCCUCUUGCUCUACGCCAGGCACCAGUAAAUGUGGGAAGUUUUCAGGACGAACACCAACAACGGGGGCCCGAGCCACACUGAUAGUAUGUCCUCUGUCAGUGAUGAGCAACUGGCUGGAUCAGUUAGAGGAGCACAUACAUGAGAACAUUCACCUGGACAUCUACACCUACUACGGCCCCAGCAGAAUCAGGGACCCCGCUGUACUGGCCAAGCAAGACGUGGUCCUCACCACAUACUCCACACUCUCCUUUGAUGCCAAGAAUGAUCAAGCUUUGCAGAAAGUGAAGUGGUUAAGGGUCGUUCUGGAUGAGGGCCAUGCCAUCAGGAACCCUAACGCUCAGCAAACCAAGGCCAUCUACUCCCUGCAGGCAGAGCGCAAGUGGGUGCUAACUGGAACGCCCAUCCAGAACUCCAUCAAGGAUCUGUGGUCGCUGGUCAACUUCCUGCAGAUCAGUCCCUUCACAGACAGACAAUGGUGGACCAGGGCCAUAGAACGGCCGCUAGAGCAGGGCAAUGAGAGUGCUAUCAAGCGUGUUCAGCAUUUGAUGGGUGCCAUCGCUAUGAGGAGAACAAAGAAACAGAUGGUUGAUGGGAAGCCUAUUGUAGAACUCCCUGAGAGGAAUGUUUUUGUAGAACAUGUUAAACUGUCAGAGGAAGAAAGGUCUCUGUACGACGCCAUGCAGAACGAAGGCAAAAUCAUUGUCAGCAGAUAUUUCCAGCAAGGCACUCUGCUUCAUCACUAUGGAGAUGUCCUUGCCAUUCUGAUGAGAUUAAGACAGAUGUGUUGUCAUCCACUCUUGGUUGCUAAGGCAGCGGCGGCCAUGAAAGACAUAAUGAAUGAAGCUGAGGCCAGUGGGGGUAUGAAUGACGCCCUGAGACAGAAGCUGGUGGACACCCUGAUGAUGGUGCUAAGCUCGGGCUCUGACGAGGAGUGUGCCAUCUGUCUGGACUCCCUGAAGCAGCCCAUCAUUACCUGUUGCGCCCAUGUCUUCUGUCGAGGCUGUAUCGAGGCCGUCAUAAAAAACGAAACGCCUACUGCCAGGUGUCCUCUGUGUCGGGGGGAUGUAUCCAUAGACUCUCUUACCGAGGUUCCGGCGGAACAAACUCGUCAGCCGAGCGUGGCUGAGGCCGCCACUGAGGGAGAGUGGAAGUCCAGCACCAAGGUGGAUGCUCUGAUGAAUGGAUUGGUCAAGCUGAGAGAGGAGAACCCUCGUAUCAAGAGUCUCGUCGUGUCUCAGUUCACAAGUCUACUCACUCUCCUUGAAAUUCCUCUCAAGGCUCUGGGUUUCCGCUUCGUGAGGUUGGACGGGACUAUGUCCAUGAAGCAGAGGCUGCGGUCAGUGGAGGAGUUCUCCAACCCCGCCCCGGGAUCCCCCACCAUUAUGCUGCUGUCCCUCAAGGCCGGCGGGGUGGGGAUCAAUCUGGUGGCUGCCUCCAGGGUUUUCCUGAUGGAUCCAGCUUGGAACCCUGCCUCUGAGGAGCAGUGCUUUGACAGGUGUCACCGCCUGGGACAGACCAAGGACGUUAUCAUCACCAAGUUUGUGGUCGAGGACUCGGUAGAAGAGAGGAUGAUGGCUCUACAAGACCAGAAAAGGAAGCUGAUGCAGGGAGCCUUUGGUCAGAAACAGACGGCGGACGAUAAACGGACCAACAGAAUCCGUGACAUCAAAACACUGAUGGAUCUGUGAGAUGUUGCCAGGAGGAUUGGGGAAGAAAGAUUGAUCCCGGGGCCCUACUGUCGAAUGAUAGAUAGGGGAGGAAUGUGGCAUAACUCUCAAUUGUGAAUUAAAAUUUUGUGUUGCUUAUUACCACUUCUAUGAGCAAAUUGUAUUCAAAUGCUUUGAUUCAUCUUUUGAGUUUACCAGUACAUAGACCGUUUUACAAAGUUACAUGAAGAUAUGACAAUAUUUUUUUUGUUUUAAUCCAGUGAAUUGUCUGUUACAGCUUUUUAUUAACUUUGAAGACAAAUUUAAAGAAAACAAAAGUUCAUUAAAGAUUUCAAUUUUUGAAAGAAUGAAGAACUUUUUUUUAAUAUUGAGCAAGGUCGUUGACUUUCCUUUACCAGUGCCUUUUUUAUAGAAUAGUUGCCUAUGAUUGCAUUAGUGCUGUUUAUUUUAUAUAUUGCUGGUUCAUAUUUUAGAUGCUUGAUUCUUUACUUAUAUAGCGCUAAGAGAUAUUGUCAGUUGGCUCAUGGGUUCCAUUCAAUCUUUUUAUUUUCCUCAAAACAGAUAUAUACCUCUAGGUUAAAUAUCUGUACAUACAAACUUGAAAACAUUCAUUUACAAAUCCACAAUGUUUUAUAGGAUAAAGACCAUUUUAAAAUAGCAUACAAAUUUGUUUGGCAAGCAGUAUAAAGUUGAGAUUUAUUUUUCUAUCCUGAAAAUAUCUAUAAGACACUCUCCAACAAAUUUUUUUUAGUUCUCAGUUAUCACUGUUUUUUCUAAUUCAUAAUUCAUAUUGAUUCGAUGUUUGUGCAAUAGGAUUAGAUAUAUGUACAUAACUCUUAAAACUUGAUAUGAAGUGGAGAACGUCUUGAGAUACCAGUGGAUAAUUUUCUAUUUGACACUGGUACAUCAUGUGGCAUAAAAUAUUGAAGAAAUUAAAACACUUAUUUUGGAGUGCCCAUAUACCCUGGUAUUUAGAAGUAUUUUAUAUCAAUUAAAUGACUGGGUUUUUUUUUCUUGAAAUUGAUGCUUUCAUGUCCCUAUAUUGGUCAUUUGAAAAAAAAAUUAAGAUGGUAGGAGAUAAGAUUAACUUGAAUCGGUUAAAUAAAAUAGAAUAC